GCCACCGAGGUGACGGACAGCGCCUACAUGGGCUCUGAGAGCACCUACAGCGAGUGCGAGACCUUCACGGACGAGGACACCAGCACCCUGGUGCACCCCGAGCUGCAUCCCGAAGGGGACGCAGACAGCACGGGCGGCUCGGCCGUGGCAUCGGAGUGCCUGGAUGGCGUGGAGGAUCCCGGCCAUGGUGCCCUGUUGCUGCUCCCGGGCAGAUCCCUCCUGCACAGCCAGGCCGUCGUCACAGUGAUCGGGGGUGAGGAGCACUUUGAGGACUACGGUGAGGGCGGCGAGGGGGAGCUGUCCGUGGAGGCCCUCUGCAACGGGGAGCAGGCAUGCAGCGGCCCCGGCUUCCUCACACCCAGCGCCGACCCACUUGCCACAAAGCUGCACGGCAUCCUCGCUGAUGAGGCUUUUGAGUUUUAUUGUAGCCAGUGCUACAAACAAAUCAACCGCCUAGAGGACCUUUCUGCUCGCCUGAAUGACCUUGAGAUGAAUAGCCCGACGAAGAGGCUCUCCAGCAAGAAGGUGGCCAGGCACCUGCUCCAGUCCGGGGCACUGAGCAUGGAGGCCCUGCAGGCCCCGCCCUCGGAGCCCGGCGAGGACCUGGACGAGGACAUAGCUGACAAGGUUGUCUUCCUGGAGAAGCGGGUGUCCGAACUGGAGAGGGACACAGCUGCCAAUGGGGAGCAGCACAGCCGGCUGAGGCAGGAGAACCUGCAGCUGGUGCACAGAGCCAACGCGUUGGAGGAGCAGCUGAAGGAGCAGGAGCUUCGAGCCUGUGAGACAGUCCUGGAGGAGGCACGGCGGCAGCGCGAGCUGCUGAGCAGGAUGGAGAGAGAGAAGAGCAUCGAGCUGGAGAACCUGCAGGCCAGGCUGCAGCAGCUGGACGAGGAGAACAGCGAGCUAAGGUCCUGCACGCCCUGUCUGAAGGCCAGCAUCCAGCGGCUGGGGGAGGAGAAGCAGAAGCUGCUGGAUGAGAUUGAGGAGCUGUCCCUGCGGCUCAGUGAAGAGCAGGAGAACAAGAGGAGACUGGGGGACCGGCUGAGCCAGGAGAGGCACCAGUUCCAGAGGGACAAGGAGGCCACCCAGGAGCUGAUCGAGGACCUGCGCAAGCAGCUAGAGCACCUGCAGCUGUUCAAACUGGAGGCAGAGCAGCGCCGCGGCCGCAGUAGCAGCUCGGGGCUGCAGCACUACAACAGCCGCACCCGGGAGAGUGAGCUGGAGCAGGAGGUCCGCCGGCUCAAGCAGGACAACCGGAGCCUGAAGGAGCAGAACGAUGAGCUGAACGGGCAGAUCAUCACCUUGAGCAUCCAGGGAGCGAAGAAUCUCUUCAGUACAUCCUUCUCCGAGUCCCUGGCGGCAGAGAUCAGCUCUGUGUCCCGAGAUGAGCUCAUGGAAGCGAUUCAGAAGCAGGAGGAGAUCAACCUGCGUCUGCAGGACUACAUCGACAGGAUCAUUGUGGCCAUCAUGGAGACCAACCCCUCCAUCCUGGAGGUCAAGUAGAGGCCGGAGCCCGCCGGCCGCCCCUCACCUGUGCAGAUUGGGCUUUGGGCUCAGUUGGGCUCCUUGGCUUUCAGGCUGGAUGAACCCCUGGCGAGCUUCUGCCUGCUUCCUGCUGGGGCUGCUGCUCACACCCAGCCUCACCUACUCCCGAAGGGCCACAGGGGAUGGGCAGGUGAGGCCCGGAGCACCGGACUGACUGGGCGCCCCACACUGCUCUGUCUCCCAUGCUGCUCUUGCCGCCACCCCACGAGGCCUGGGAUGCCAGGCAUGCUCCGGGCACUUCCCCCAUGGACCUGUGCUGCAGUGACCCUCGGCACUCAGGACCCAGCGUUGCAGGUCCUGGCGUGGGCAGCCCCGUGUCAGGUGUGACUUCCAGUCCUGUGUGUUCUCAGCUGCCCUCUCAAGCAGGGUCCAGAACUGGAAUCACAGGUUUCUGGGAUGACUCACGGGUGCUGUCCCCCGAAGAACUCGGUCUGGGCAACUUCUGCUCAGGAACCGUGGCCUCACCUGCCCCAGGAGCGGCAGACCGCCCCUCCCCCAUGGACCACUGAGCCUACCUUGGGCUGAGUGCCCACAGUGUGUGUGAGGGUGUGUGUGUGUGUAUGUGUGUGUGUACGUGUGCACGCCUGCCUCCCUCAGCCUCCCCAACCCGCCCACCCACAGAGAUAUGACAUGGCCUCAUAAUUGUACAUUUUGGGGAAAGCCUUGGGUGUAAAUCAGUGUAAACUUGGAGGAGAGAUUUUUUAUCAUGUAGAGUAGGUAUUUUUUAUAGAUUGAAGGUUGAUCAAUUUUUUAAUACUUCUGAGAGAAAAUUGUGUAUACACAUGAAAUAUAUAUAUAUAUAUGUAUGUACGUA
Molecule: messenger RNA, 2359 nt
Organism: Sorex fumeus (smoky shrew)
Lineage: Eukaryota; Metazoa; Chordata; Mammalia; Eulipotyphla; Soricidae
Gene: RAB11FIP3
Product: RAB11 family interacting protein 3
Exons: 12
Coding region: 28-1503 (491 amino acids)
Biological process (GO): regulation of cytokinesis; endocytic recycling
Cellular component (GO): endocytic vesicle; cleavage furrow; recycling endosome membrane
Source: RefSeq, a predicted model, not a curated record